Molecule: messenger RNA, 1476 nt
Organism: Bipolaris oryzae ATCC 44560
Lineage: Eukaryota; Fungi; Ascomycota; Dothideomycetes; Pleosporales; Pleosporaceae
Exons: 5
Coding region: 1-1476 (491 amino acids)
Biological process (GO): transmembrane transport
Cellular component (GO): membrane
Molecular function (GO): transmembrane transporter activity
Source: RefSeq, a predicted model, not a curated record
AUGGAAAAACCCCAUGACCCCAAACCCAUGCACAUCGAAAAAGCCAUCGCUAUCACUGAAGAUGUCAAUCCCGCCCUGGACAAGCGCCUCAACCGCAAAUUCGACCUCCGCAUUCUCCCCUGGCUCUUCGGAAUAUGGCUCUUCUCCUUCAUCGACCGCAGCAACAUCGGCAACGCCCGCAUAGCCGGCCUCACCACCUCCCUCUCCAUCCCCACAGGCACACGCUUCAAUAUCGCCCUCCUCGUCUUCUACAUCCCCUACAUCCUCAUCGAUGUGCCCUCCAACCUACUCGUCAAGCGUCUGCGCGCCGGCAUCUACUUGCCCACCCUCAUCACAUGCUGGGGGCUAGUAUGCACAAUGAUGGGCUUCGUGAAAACGUUUGCGGGGCUGGUGGUUUGUAGACUGCUGUUGGGGUUGUUCGAGGGGGGCAUUCUUGGGGGUGUGAUUAUUUAUCUUGCGAUGUUUUAUCGGCGCGGGGAGAUGUUGCUCAGGAGUGGGUUGUUUUAUUGUGCUGCGCCGCUUUCUGGGGCGUUUGGGGGUUUGUUGGCGAGUGGGCUGGCGAGGAUACGGGUUGGUGGGUAUGAGAGGUGGCCGUGGAUAUUUUUUAUUGAGGGUGCGGCAACGGUAGUUUUUGGAAUUGUGUGCUUCUUCUUUAUGCCGGAUACCCCUGCUGCAGCGCAUUUUCUUACGGAUGAAGAGAAAGAGUGGGCACUGCGUCGGAUGCGUAUUGAUGCAGGUGGAUCUUCCGAUGUUGAUGUGGAUGACGAGAAGUUUAGUUGGUACUGGGUCAAGAUGGCACUCUCAGCUCCUCAAACAUAUCUCUCUGCUUUCAUUUGGUUCUUUCUCCUAGUUCCCUUAUACGUGAGUAUCAUAAAGCCACCAAGUUUCUCAUUAUUCCUCCCGAGCAUUAUAGCGGGAAUGGGAUAUCAAAGUACAACAGCACAGCUCUUUACUGUACCUCCAAACAUGGCCGCGUUUAUUACAGUCAUCGGCACAGCGUAUGCCUCUGACCGACUUAAGAACAGAGGAUACUUCAUUAUCGGAGGUUGUGUUCUGGGUAUAUGUGGAUAUGUAAUGUUGAUCGUGGCAAAGACCAACGCAGUGCGGUAUGGCGGGACCUUCUUGGUUGCUAUUGGUGUCUUCCAGGGCUCGCCUAUGCUCAUGGGCUGGGCAUCAAACAACCUCGCUCCACACUAUGUGCGAGCUGUUGGGAUCGGGCUCAUCAUCUCCAUUGCGAACUGCUCGGCCUUCAUCGGAACGUUCAUAUAUUUACAGCGCGACGCCCCGAGAUACAUUCUAGGACAUUCGAUUAGUCUUGGGGCAUUGGUCAUUACAAUCAUCUUAGCAGGUAUGCAAUGUCUGUAUCUCAGCUGGGAGAACAAGAAGAGGGAGAAUGGCGAUAGAGAUGACAGGAUACUGCAAAGCGAUGCUGGCACACUUGGACAUCAGCAUCCGAGCUUCAGAUUUACGCUCUGA